AUCGAACGUACGUGACAGAUUAAUUAACGGUUGUAAUGCAUACGUCAGUUAUAUUGUUCAUUUAUCAUGCGUUAGUAUAUCUUGCAAGUAGAAAUAGGUACAAUAGUCAAAACUAAGGAGUUGAGUAAGGUCAAAAUGAUUUUAGUUUUGAUGAUCCAACUAUACCUGGUAUCUGUAGCCUGUCAAAGGGGCGGAGAGUACGAACGUGAAGCUGAAGUCGAAGGCUCUGAGUCCAGAGCUGGUGGAUAUGGAAGGACACGUUAUGAUCCCCCUGUAAGUGGUGCUGGAAGACCGGCUGACGACUAUUAUGAAACUCCGCCGCCAUCGGGUUAUAGUAGAGAUAGAGGAGCACGUGACUACAUUGAUGGCCAAGGAGGUGAAACUACAGACUAUUAUUAUGAUGACACCGAAGAGUAUAAAAGUGACAGAGAAUCCGAGCACACUCAUUCUGAAGAUACAAAAACAACACCACCACCACCUCCACCUCCACCACCACCACCGCCGCCGCCAAAAAAGUCAGGUCACUCAAUGCCUAGGCCUUUGAAGCAGGUACAUCAUUUCAUUUGUAACAUGCAUCCUGCUAAGAAAGGUCAUGCUGGACAUGCGAAGUCACGUCCGAAACGUACUGUUCACCAUCACAAACACUCGACAAAGCACUCGCCUAUUAGUAGCAUGGGACUAAAAUGUGUACCAUACACACCUGCUCAGAGUAAACACCAACCAGCACCUAUGCAUCGACCACAAUCGAAACAUCACCCAUCUAAGCACCAGCCUGCGCCGAAACACCAGCCAGCUCACAAACGACCACCACGACCAAGCAAAACAUCGAGUCACCAUCCAGCUCAUAAACGACCUAUGCAUCAUUCUCCCCCUAAACAUCAACCUCCGCCUAAACAUCAACCUCCGCCUAAACAUCAACCUCCGUCUAAACAUCAACCUCCACCUAAACAUGCUCAUCAUGCUCAUUAUACACACUCUAAGAAAAUGCCUCCAGUACGACCUGCACCUAAAAAGCCAACGCCGAUGGCAACACCUAUGAUGACAAAUAUGUUAACACAAAUGAUGAUGAGCAUGCUUUUAAGGGGAGCUCCUAUGAUGGCUAGCCCUCAAUUACCCAGACCACUGCCAAAAACGAUGGCAAUGAUGCCAAGACCACUGCCAAAAAUGAUGGCAACACAACCGAAGAAAUCAUACGUAGGAUAGCAUUGAGGGAAUGCAACUUUCAUGUUGGUGACAGCUCUCCUAAAUACAAUAAUAUAAUACUAUAAUCACGACCUAAUAAGAUAGUAUUCCUGAAUUUUCUCUGACAAAUUUUGCAAAAAUUCAGACAUAGUUUUAUUAAGACAUUCUGGAUUAAUCAAGUUUGUUUUACGUGCAAAUUGCAAACAGCAGUUGUUGAUUUUUUCAUGAAAACUUUUUUCGAAAUUCUUGAUAAUAAACUUGCUCAGCAGCUUUAUGAGAUAUCGUACUUGUGCAUUUCUGUUGAAAUCUAAUUAUACUCACUGGA
Mercenaria mercenaria is the source of this 1507-nucleotide messenger RNA. RefSeq lists its product as uncharacterized. Bases 136 to 1203 code for a protein of 355 amino acids. The record is from RefSeq and is a predicted model, not a curated record. The transcript is spliced from 2 exons. Lineage: Eukaryota; Metazoa; Mollusca; Bivalvia; Venerida; Veneridae.